AACCUCAUGAAAUUUGGAUUUGACGGGGUUAAGGGGCCUCUGAUAGCGGGUGUGUGUGUGUGUGUGUGUGUCAAGUCGAGCGGAGGUUCUCGUCUCCAAAGUCUUACCGCGGCGUGAAAGCAGAUGCUGGAAAACAACUCCUGCUCUGGCACAAAGGAAGGAUGGGGAGGAUGAGUCGCAGCUGCAGGCCCUGAGGUCUUGGAAACUCUCAGAGGGAAUAUGAAAGGCAGGUUGUACUCUACAGCAUCCGCAAUCAAUUACGAUACCGGAAUAACUUAGUUAAGCAUGUCAAGAAAGACGAACGUAAAUAUUAUGAGGAUCUGUUAAAAUACAGUCGAGAUCAUCUCAUGUUGUACCCCUAUCAUUUGUCUGACAUCAUGGUCAAAGGUCUGAGAGUAACACCGUUUUCAUAUUACACGGGCAUAAUGGAGGAUAUAAUGAACAGUGAAAAGAGCUAUGAUUCAUUACCCAACUUCACUGCUGCUGACUGUCUAAGACUCCUUGGUAUAGGAAGAAACCAGUAUAUAGAUCUAAUGAACCAAUGUAGAUCUUCAAAAAAAUUUUUCAGAAGGAAAACUGCUCAUGACCUGUUACCCGUGAAACCUGUGGAGAUUGCCAUAGAAGCUUGGUGGGUCGUGCAGUCUGGCUACAUCACUGAGGAUGACAUCAAGAUUUGCACUACGUCGGAGAAGUCUGCUAUUGAUAAGAUAAUUGAUUCAGGUCCUCAGCUUGCUGGUUCAUUAGACUUCAAUGUAGUUCACAGUUUGUAUAACAAAGGAUUUAUUUACCUUGAUGUACCAAUAUCUGAUGACAGCUGUAUAGCAGUGCCACCACUUGAAGGUUUUGUGAUGAACAGAGUGCAAGGUGAUUACUUUGAAACACUCCUGUACAAGAUAUUUGUUUCAAUAGAUGAACACACUAAUGUAGCAGAGCUUGCAAAUGUCCUAGAGAUUGACUUGUCUUUAGUAAAGAAUGCUGUGUCCAUGUAUUGUCGGUUAGGCUUUGCUCAUAAAAAAGGCCAAGUAAUAAACCUGGAUAAUCUUCAUCCAUCGUGGAAGAACGUUCCUUCGGUAAACAGACUGAAGAGUACUUUGGACCCUCAAAAGAUGCUGCUUUCAUGGGACAGUGGGGAAAACAGAAGUCCUAUACAGGAAGCUGGGUCAUCAGCCACAGAUACAGAUACCAACAGUCAAGAUGAUCCAGCUGAAACAGCCAGCGUGAGCAGCCUGAAUCUGUCUAGCGGACAUACAAAACGUAUUGCCUUCCUGUUCGAUUCUACUCUCACUGCCUUUUUAAUGAUGGGAAAUCUUUCACCGAACUUGAAAAGUCAUGCAGUCACUAUGUUUGAAGUUGGGAAGCUGUCAGAUGAGAGUCUUGACAGCUUCUUGGUGGAGCUGGAAAAGGUUCAAAGCACAGGUGAAGGGGAAGCACAGCGGUACUUCGAUCAUGCACUUACACUGAGAAACACGAUACUGUUUUUGCGGCAUAAUAAAGACCUAGGGGCACAAGCUGUACAGCCUGAUCAACCAAGUAAUGGUUUUCCCUUGGACCUCUUAAGAUGUGAGAGUUUGCUCGGCUUGGAUCCAGCUACCUGCAGCAGAGUUCUCAACAAAAAUUAUACUCUGCUGGUUUCCAUGGCACCACUCACCAAUGAAAUUCGACCUAUUAGCAGCUGUACACCCCAGCAUAUUGGACCUGCGAUACCAGAAGUCAGUUCAGUUUGGUUCAAACUGUAUAUUUACCAUAUAACUGGACAAGGACCACCUUCUCUGUUGCUCUCUAAAGGAACACGUCUUCGAAAACUUCCAGAUGUUUUUCAGGGUUAUGAUCGCUUAUUAAUAACAUCUUGGGGUCAUGACCCAGGAGUAGUUCCUACUUCAAAUGUGCUCACAAUGUUGAAUGAUGCUUUAACGCAUUCUGCUGUUCUAAUUCAGGGGCAUGGCAUGCAUGGAAUGGGAGAAACAAUGCACGUACCUUUCCCAUUUGAUGAAGCUGAGCAGCAGGGAGACUUCUCUCGUGUGAACAUGGGCAUUCAUACGGCUUUAAAAAUACUGAGAAACAAAGUAGACUUGCAGCAUUUUUGUGGCUAUGUCACUAUGUUGAAUCCUACAAGUCGGCAUGCUAACAGAAAGCUGAGCGAUGCUUCUGAUGGAAGAGGAGAGGCUGAACUAGCAUCAGGAUCUGAUGUAAAUGGAAGCACAGAAUCAUUUGAGAUGGUAAUAGAAGAAACCUCAAUGGAUUCUGCAGUGAAGCAAAGCCUUGAAGUACCCACAACGGAACUGGAAUGGGUUCCCCUGGAAUUAUGCUUUGGCAUUCCACUCUUCAGCUCUGAGCUGAAUCAGAAAGUCUGCAGAAAAAUUGCCACUCAUGGAUUAUGUAGAAAAGAAAGCCUUCAAAAACUCUUACAUUCCAGUAGAAAGCUGUCUCUUCAGGUCCUUAAUUUUGUUCAUUCAUUCCAGGAAGGUCUUUCAGCACUGGAUCAGCUCCAUGAUGCUGGUUCUUCAAGUUCGCUUUUGCAGCCUAUUUCUGCAGAUAUGGGUGUUCCGCUUCCUGCCAAGAAUCUCAUGUUCAAAGAAGGUGUAUUAUCUGAAUGGAACGGAUGGUCCCCUUCCUCAGUUUUUUUCAACCACACCUAAGGAACAGGUCGAAUAGAGAUUCUCAUGCAUCGAUCACUAAAUGCCUUUCUUCUAUUAUGGUUAAUUCCUAGUGCCAACCACUAAGAAGUGUACUGCUGCUGCAGCAUAACCCAUGUAAAAGUAGUGUUACAAAAAUGUGUUGUCUUGCAGUAUUGGGGAAAUGCUUAUACAGUCUAGAACUUGUUACUCAUUACUGCAUAUCUUGCUGCAACAGAGAGCUUUUUAGCUGUCAGCACUAUUUUUACCUUGAGACAAUCUUUCUUUUAUAACUAAACACGCCCUUUCUAGGCUUUCUGAUGAUUGUUAAAUUUCUAUGCUGUCACCACAAAAUUGCAAUAGUAGUUUUCUAUGUUCGUUACUCAGACAUAAAUUCUGUUUAGUUUUGUACUGUAUUACUGAAAAUCUUUCAGUAUAAAGGUAAGAGAUUCAGCUCUUCCUCUGAAAGCUCAGUGAUACCUACUGUUUAAAAAAAAAAAGUAUCGUGGUGAUAUUGGGCAUUAAGAAUUGUUGAAUUCUGAAGGUCAGCUUAACACUGGGGCCUUGACAAACUAGUACAAUGGGAAGAGAUUUGAUGCUUGUAGGAGGCUGAGUUAGUGCAAACUCAGAGGCCUGCUGAUGACUUAAGGCCACUUUGAAGGUGAGUGGUACACUUUCAUCUCUGGCAUAUUUUGAUGGAAGUGUGGAGUUAUGGAAGAGCUGAAGUGGUUGGCUCUGUUCAUGGGGUUCUUCAUGAUAAUGGAUUCAUCUUGCUCUUUGUAUGAAACCAGGAGCGUCUGAGAUUUGAUCACGCUGGGAGUUAGUCCCUCAUUGUUAUUUGCUGGUGAUUAUUGCUGUAGGAAAACUCCUGAUUUCAUAAGCUGAGUUUAAGGUAGAUAGCUAGAUAUGUCCUAUUGAUUAAUGUUUGAAAGAACAGAGCUCUUGACUUUUCAUGACAGUCACUAGUAAAGGAAGAACAGCAGAGAAUGUGUAGGCGGAGACUUCUCUGAAUCUGUUUUCCUUGAACCAUUAGCUGCUGAUUAUGACAAACAUUAACAGUGAGCUGUUUCAUCUAAAAUCAUGUUCUGGCUCUAUUUGUAGGGGAUGAUUUCAUGUAGCAUGAUUUCACUUUGUUUAUAUUAGGCAUGAACAACUUUUUGCCAGCUUAAAAAAGGUCUGUCCCAUUUAGCACACAAGGAGAGCAGGAGAUGUAAACGUUAAGACUUUUAACCCAGCUGUCCAAACUACUCUGCCAACUCUCAUCUUUACUGAACUGCCUUGUUUUAAAUAGUCAUAAUUAAAAAUGAGACUGAACCAUCCUGUCAUUACUAGCCUACAAUAAAUAACGGACCAAGACUGUGGCAUAGAUGAUGCUGGACAACAGCAGGAGAAAAAUGGCAACAUUUGGGUUUGUAUCCUGUUCUGUAUGGCUGUAAGAAAAAACAUGACAGAAGUCUGAAAAGGACAAACAUACCACGAUAGAAUAAUGCAGUGGCUUCAGUUACAACUGUGAAAAUUCCAUUCUUUUCCUUUGCUUUAUGUACAUUCCUAAAGUGUAAGUGUAGGACUUGCGCUCUAUGAAACUGGAAGUCUGUAGUACUUCAGUUUGCUCAGUGCUGCUUUCUUACAUCUGUUUUGGUUUUGUAUUUUACCAACAGCAGCUGAACGUAGUAUUCUGUGUAUAUUACAGAGCUAGAUUAUCUAUAUAAAGUUGAUCAUUUACACCACAGUGACUUUUGUACUGGAUGUGCAUACUCUCCAUAGCGUUUUUUUUAAGUUGCCUUAUUUCCUUCAAAAGAAAUUGAAGAGGCAUUAGAUGUCAUUCUUCUAGAAGUGGCAGAGGAAACCUUUACUGUGAGAAUUGUUAUGUGGAGAUUAAGCCAAUGUCUAGCACUGUAGAGGAACUAAGGAGUUAGGUGAUGGCUUACACUUUCAGUACUAUAGAUGUUACUUUAAGUGCUACGGUGAGCUGUUGUAGAUGAGCUAGGCUGGUGUAUCGAAUUUUACCAUGCACUGUCUAUGCUAGUAUGUAAAGUGAUGAUAGCGCAAGUUGUAUGGACGUUUGAAAAUGGAUGAAAAUUUCUUGUUCUCACUGCUUAUUCUUCAGUGUUACUAAGUGAAGGAUACCCUUUGUUUUUAGGUUGUUUAAAGUAAAGUUUCUCAAUAAAAGUAGCCUGCUUAUCAGAGUUGUUUAAUACCCAUAAAUCUUACAGUUAAUGUGAGAAUUCCAGGUAUGUUGCAGGAUUUUAGAACUCAAGGCACUCUAAUGUAGGUGCUUCAACACUAGUUUAGGAGCUUAAAUGUUCAAGUCUGCAUAUCUGAAGUUUACUGAAUAGAUUGCAACCAAAGAAGUCCAUAAAAUACCUGAAACUCUACUACAGCUCCAGUGCUUGGGAUGGUCCAGAGGCUUUACUCGAAGUAUGUGACUUUUGUUUUAAAUAUGGUGUAAAAAAAGUAAGAUCUCAAAGAUCUUAAUACCAAAAGAAUAUUUUAUAUUGUAUUGCAAAUAAAGACAACUUAAAUCAAUUUCUUUUCUUCAGGUAGUUUUAUUGACAGCGGGGAAAAUCACACACAUUACACAUUGUAAAGCUGUUCUAAGUUUCUGUCUUCAGCAAGGUUUUUAACUUGCAGAAGAGAGGUGGGUUUUGUGCUCUGGCACAACCCAAGUAGUAGUCAGCCUAGGUGGAUAUACCUGAAGGUGUUCAGGAGCCAACUAGAAAGUGCGCUAUGUUUGUUUUCAGGUUUUUUGAUCAUGACAUUAUUUCACAGUUCUCUUUUCCAUCAUUGUUCUCAAAUUUUUCUUGUUCAGUGUUCCAAAUAAUUUGUAUUUUGAAGGUUUUAAAGUAUGACUGUAACGGAAUACAGUUGCACUCUUCUAGUGUGACAUUGUUAAUAUUAUACAUUGAAUUGUACAAAGUCUGUGUUCAAUUAAAUUAUUGGCACAUGUAACAAAUGUUUACAAAUAAACUGUGGUGUAGGUCAAACCAUGUGCAGAAUCCUUCACGUGCAGUAGUUCUCUUCUUGGGCACAGCACUAAAAUGUCACUCUCUCACUGUAGUGCUCAAGACUACCAAAUGUCAUCGAAGUACCUUUUUUUCCCGUAUGCAUGCAAUUUGGCAGAAAUGCCAUUUUACCAGUGGAACCCCCUUGUUUUAGUGUAUCACAGAAUGGCAAAG
This is a messenger RNA of Egretta garzetta (little egret), 5788 nucleotides long. RefSeq names its product family with sequence similarity 91 member A1 (gene FAM91A1). The record is from RefSeq and is a predicted model, not a curated record. Bases 348 to 2636 code for a protein of 762 amino acids. The transcript is spliced from 24 exons. Gene Ontology annotation, cellular component: cytoplasmic vesicle; trans-Golgi network. Lineage: Eukaryota; Metazoa; Chordata; Aves; Pelecaniformes; Ardeidae. Gene Ontology annotation, biological process: intracellular protein transport.